AUGUCGGCGUCGCCUUCCUCGUCCGCCGACGACUCGAACUCGGACGCGAGAGAGCACCUCACCGACAUCGGCAGCCGCGCGUCGACGCCAGCCGACGCCGUCGCCGUUGCGCGGCAGCAGCAGCAGCCGACCGAGUCCGGAGCCGGUUUCACGAUCAAGAACAUUCUCGGAUUGUCGCACGACGCGCAGCGCGGCGACGGUAAGCGGUCGUCAUCGCCGACGCACGUCGUCGGCGCGUACGACAGCACGGCGACGCUCGCUAACCGCUGCGGGACAGGAGCGCAUGCUGAACUGUUGAAGCCGACGCCGCUCAUACGCACGCCCGUCGGCGCCGGCUACUCGUGGAUUCCGUCGGCAGCGUCGUCGGCGUCGCCGUACGGACUCGGAUUCUCGCCGUUCGCCUAUCACCUGCAGUCGACACACUUUCCGAAUCCGCAGGCGCCGGUUUCCGCACUGCCGCCGAAUCCGUUUCUUUACGGAACGUUCUUCGGUCGCCCGAUACCCGUUAAUGGUGGACCUAAACCUCCCGCCGGCAAGCGGUCACGGAAACCAGGCAUUGACAGGAAGCCGAGACAAGCAUACUCCACGAAGCAGCUGGAGAAGCUGGAAGAAGAGUUCAAGACAUCAAAGUGCCACACCCUGUUCAUGCAACAAGGCAAUCGAUUUACUUUAAUCAGGACAAAAUGGAAGAAGCAGAUGACAGCGAGGUUGAAGAUAGCACAGCGACAGGGGCUGUGGGCGUCUCCUGCAGGUGCCUUCCUCGCUGCUCCACCGCAGUACUCAGCCUCCCCGUUCUUCAACAUGUACAGCUCCGGGCCAAGUCUUCAGCAGUUGGCUUCAAUGGGACUCGACCUGAGCGAUAUUCCGAUAUCGGAGCCAGCUCCAUCUACAGACAUGUCAGAUUGA
This is a messenger RNA of Priapulus caudatus, 906 nucleotides long. RefSeq lists its product as uncharacterized. NCBI's taxonomy places the organism in Eukaryota, Metazoa, Priapulida, Priapulimorpha, Priapulimorphida, Priapulidae. The transcript has 3 exons. The record is from RefSeq and is a predicted model, not a curated record. Bases 1 to 906 code for a protein of 301 amino acids.